Messenger RNA from Clarias gariepinus (North African catfish), 8164 nucleotides. It is a transcript of the gene brca2, whose product is annotated as BRCA2 DNA repair associated. Gene Ontology annotation, biological process: regulation of DNA-templated transcription; double-strand break repair via homologous recombination. The record is from RefSeq and is a predicted model, not a curated record. The transcript has 27 exons. Gene Ontology annotation, cellular component: nucleus. The coding region runs from base 272 to 7900 and encodes 2542 amino acids. Lineage: Eukaryota; Metazoa; Chordata; Actinopteri; Siluriformes; Clariidae.
UUUAAUGUGUAGUAACAAGUAGGAAAUGGGAUUAAUAGCUAAUAGCUAAGUUAACGCUAGACACAAGUGUUCAACUCGGUUAUAAAAACGACAUCGAUAUGUUUGGCUGACGGUAAAUGUCGUGUUUUUUUUUUAUUCCGUUAGAGUUUUAUUUGCGCUUCCGGGUUAAUAGAUUAAUAGGUAAAGAGAGGAGUUAGCCUGCUAGCUAGCAGGUUUCUCUGAGCCCGGGUCAUCUUCAUCUUAGACGCCACACUAACAGGCAAAAGUGAAAAUGUUUGAUGACUUCUUCCAUCACAUUGAAACAGAACUUGGGCCACUUAACCCUGACUGGUUUGAGGAGUUGACGUUGAGAGCUUUUGAAGCUGGAUGUAAUAACUCCAAUGUUGUCGAAGAUGAAACCUCGGCACAUAAAGAUGAAGGUGCUUUCAGAGCUCCAGCUAAGACGCCGGUCUUGGACAGUCAGAUGUGUUCAACACCCAGGAUAUUUCGGCGCGGACAGCAACAUUCUCCCGCAUCGUGUCUCGAAGAUUCUCUCGAUUCGGGAAUGCAGAACCUGUUUCCUGUUCCACCAGGUGCAGAAUCCAGCCCGUGUCUGUUUGGCUUAGCUAAGGGCAGCGAGCAGUUUGAAAAAGGCUGGGGAUCCCUGAAUACAAGUGAGUGCUUGGAUCUACUUGACACACCAACAGAUUUAAAAACCCAGGCUUCGUCUGCACAGCGGAUCUGCGAGAGCCUCGGCGCUCAGUUAAAUCCUGAUCUGUCAUGGAGCAGCUCUUUUAACACACCGUCAGCACUUACCCCCACCGUUAUUUUGUCCAAAAGAGAAGACCAGUCUCCACCAGUAAGUUUUCUCAGAGACAAAGAAGUGAUUAUUGUCCGAAAGCUGUUUCCGUCACUUUCAAAAGGCACAGACGCAUCCAGUGCGCAACACAACGACGAGAGUUUCCAGGCAGACGAACAAAAAUCUAAUUCGUCCUUUGAGAAUAAAGACGGUGUUUGGAAGCAGACAGUGCCAGAUGCGAUAACUGACGGCGCGGUGCGCAACACGGUGGAGAGCGUCCUUCACGGCAGCGAAGACGUGCUGUCGUUCUUCUUUACGAACAGCGGCUCGGCCCUGCGAAGGGUUAAAACCCAGGAACGUAAAAAGAGGGUGAACGGUGUUUCUAAAGACGUAAAGUCCCGUGACAAUCUCGUCGCACUAGAUCACACUACAGAUUGUACACCAGCAUCGAAGACGGACACUAACGCCGGCGUUGCGAUUUUAAAGUCACCUUUAUUUACAAGUCAGCUUGACGAAAAGGAUUUCUCACAGUGGACUCCACUCAGUUUAUCCGACGUCCACGACCCCAAGACAAACCAGGUCUGUGUUUCUGAAUUGCAGAGUAAACUCGCCGGUCCUCAGGUACACUCCUCAGCUGGAAAUGAUGUUUGUAAUAAAUACAUCGCACAGUCUUUUUCACACGCGUCCGAGCAACAGCGGGCCUCUCCUGAUCAGUGUCUUGAGAAGUCUCAGGGGCGAAAUUCUUUCCUGGAGACGUCUCCGGCACUCACCUUCUCAAGAAAAACAAGGAAGUUUGUGUAUCGAGUACAAAAUACACUAAAAAGUGAAAGGAUAAACAGUGUCACUGAUGAUGUUGCUGAAAAACCCAACCAGGACUCCUCUCAAUGUCACCGCGAGGAAGCCACAGACACCAGAGAUUGUUCGGAAACCACGAUUAAAAGUCUUAACUUAGACCCUGACCUCGAUAUGACUCAGCUUUGCUGCGCGUUCGAGGAGGAUUUUACUCAGGAACUAAACAUGUCAAAACCUCCACAUGAAAUUAGACAGACCAGCCGUAUCUCAAUGCCAGUUUGCUCAACGACAGAAUUAAGCAAAACGCAGCUUAAAACUGAACCUGCGAUACAGAGUGAAGGUCAUGUUGACCACCUGGUAGACGAAGGCAUCAGUUUAACAGAUAUACAGUCGAUCGAGAGCACGGUGCGCAACAGCGGCUGUACUAUUGGUUUCAGCAAAGAAACGCAGUCAUGCGCCGGUACAGAACAUCUCAAUUAUGGCUUUAAAACGGCAAGUAAUAAGCCAAUCGUAGUAGCUCCUGAAGCUUUAGAGAAAGCCAAAGCGGCGUUAGACGAAUCCGUAGAGCCAACGACGCACACAGGAGCGACCACAGCAGGUACAAUGCGGUGCGAUUCUGACAAACCAGAGAAAACGCUUUCAGAAAGCCAUCACCCCGGACAUGACGCUGUAAAAUCUGAGGCAGUUGCAGAGGACGUUCCUGACACGUUCGCCUGGGAGACGAAUGAAUCCGGCUUCAAGACGGCAUCUAACAAAAGUAUAGCCAUCUCGACUGCGAAUCUCGAGAAAGCUAAAGACUUUUUCACGCAGUUAGAUGAAGCCAAGUCCGAUACGCGGCUGUCGUAUAACUGCGACUCGAAAAAGAGUUGGAAAUCGUCGCAGCGUUCCAACGGUCAUGAGGAGGACAGGGGUUCGUCAACUUUGACAGCAUCGCAAAGGGCAGAUGUGACCGAGCUGUGCAGUAUGUUAGAAGAGGCAGGCAGCCAGUACGAGUUUACUCAGUUUAAUCACACGAAGAUGAGCUCAAAAUGUCCUGAAAGCGUGCAGCUCGAGAGAGAGUUUGACCCCGAGAUACUCGACGGUAUCGAUUUUGACGACAGUUUUAACUGCGAUCUAGCAGACAAGCAGCUGACAAAAAAGCAUCCCGCUAAGUCAAUCUUAAACGGUCUGACGAGUAUUCAGGAUAUAAAUGUUAAAAACCCUUCAUGCGCUAAUCCGUCGGAGAUACCCGAUGACGACAGUGUGCAAAGGAAGACUUUUCAGUCUGGGUUCAAGACUGCGAAGGGAAAUGCUGUGAUCGUCUCUGAGAAAUGUUUAAGCAAGGCAAAAAGCCUUUUUGCAGACAUCGAGGAUGGCGACGGAAAUGUCGGUCUUGAGAGCGAUACUGCUAAACAAGAGAAAAAUCAGUCAGGUGACCACCAGAACAAGUCUUGCAGGAUGACCGUGGAAUCUGAUCCUGAGCUCAAUACUAGGUUAAAUCUGGUAUGUAACGGAAAAGCAAACUCUGUGACGAAAGAAGCUAACACCACAAACGAUCGAGUGAAUCUGGAAAUACUUCAAGGAGAUUUAAUCCCGAGCAACGCCGUCAAUUUUGGGUUUACUACUGCGGGAGGGAAGGAGGUCAAGAUCUCAGAGAAAGCUCUUGAAAAUGCAAAGAAGCUUCUAAAUGAAGCCGCAAAUGAAAAAGAUUCAGGAAAAAACUCUGUCUCUCGCACUCCAGUGCGUAAUCCGUCUCACGCGAUGGCAGAAGUGCUUCACGAUUCAAAGACGUCUGAUAUAUCCUUACCAAGAGAUGGGAAAGAAAAGGGCCCAGAGGUAAAACAGGCAGCGUUUCCGGCUCCUCGGUCCGUGGAAAGUAACGGGUUUCAAACGGCCAACGGCAAAAUGGUGUCGGUCUCGGUAAGCGCAAUCAAGAAAACGAAAACCAUUUUCGGCGUUGUUCAAGACGGCUCAAGAAGAGCAGAUGCAACGGACCCGAAGGAAGAGCCUGCCAGACUAAAUUUUGGAGGAGACGUGGGCCAACACGCGUUUGCCAACGGGUUUAAGACAGCCAGUGGUAAAGGAGUGAGCUUUUCCGAAAAAGCCUUCAUGAAAGCCAAGACGUUUUUUGAAAGUUGCGAUCCUGAUUGCGUGGAUAUUCUUCGAGUAAAAGGAGACGGCGCGAGUAAGAUGGAUGACCACGGCUUCGAGGUGGGUGUAAGAAAUGUGCCGCGAUCGCCUGGAACGGACCUUCUGAAUAGAGAGGAGUUCAAGAGAGACUCCACAGAUCGGAACGAGUAUGUCAAAAGGAAAUUCUCCAAGACCUCCGGCGAGACUCUUCAACCGCAGGGUUUCAGUACAGCAGGCGGGGCCACGGUGUCCGUUUCAGCCCGAGUGCUAAACAGAGCUACAGCAAUGCUGGAUGAUUUAAACGCUACUCCAUCUGGUGAAAAAAGAUUGCGAAUAUCAGAAGGUAAAACUAUUUCCGAAGACAAGACAGAUAUUUCAGAAAAACCCUGCGGUUUUAGUACUGCGAGCGGGAGAAAAGUUGCCGUUUCUGAGAAAGCCCUCGAGAAAGCGAAGAGUCUUUUUACUGACUGUGACGUGGAUGGAUUAGGACCUGAUCCUGGUCAUCUGUCAGCCCCGAAGACGUCGGGAGCAGGUCCUGAGAAUACGAGAUCGACUGUUAACAUUGCUAGUAGCAAGCAUGUUACUGGGUCAGAAAAGGAGGUGACGGGUAAGGGUAAAGAUUUGUUUGUCACCCGUGAUGUCGCUUCAAUCAACCUUGUGCAAACGAGACAAAAUUCAAGUGAAUCUUUAGGUUAUAAUAAAGAAUGUGUGCAAGCUGAUGCUGAAAAAUCUGAAGCAAGCUAUAAAAAGAUGGAUAAAGACUUGGGAUCAGGAAAUCCCGGUUUCAGCACAGCCAGCGGAAAAGGCGUUUGUGUGUCAAAGUCAGCCCUCAAGGUAGCUUUCGAGUUGUUCAGGGAUUGUAAUGUAGAACCGGUUACUAAUGAUCAGGAUCAAAUCAUCACCAAUGGAGCAAAUCUUAACAAAACACUAGUUGUGCCAAAGGCCACAGACGCGAGUCCGUCCCUCGCAUCACAGGCCACAUGUCAUGAUCCUCCCCUGCUCGGCCAUCAUUCUUUAAAUCUUGACGGAUGUACUGUAACCCAGCAACGGUAUUUUGAGCAAGAAGCAAUGGCUUGUACUAAGGCACUUUUAGAGGAUGAUCUCAACGAGAACGGUUUAAGUGGCUCAGAUGCCAUCAGGAAACCAAGUCCAACUGUAACUCAGGAGACAUGUUCAGAGGUGAGGAUGGGAAUGCGAAAACGGACCUCGGAUGGGAAGUCUUUGACCGGUCAACCCCCUUUGAAAAGAAGACUCGUGUCAGAGUUUGAACAGAUCUCAGAGGACAGAACUGCAAAUGCUCCGGUGAAAUGCAGCCCAAAUGGGAGUCUGAAAGACAGAAGAGUCUUCAAAUACAACCUGAAGCCCAAUAUCACGUGUCCGUCCAGGAAUGUUGAGGGCCCAACACCAGCCAACCCCGGUCACCUAAAAAGCAGACCAUCAGACCUCAGGGCUCCUGUGUUCAUCCCCCCAUUUCGAAAUAACCCUAAAUCUGAGACACCAAAGAGCUGUUUUCCAGUAACUGCGGCUCAUGUCCCCAGCACGUUUGUCCCACCCGUUACAAAGAAAGAAGCGUCAGGUAGUGUUUCUGUGACGGAUUCAUCACAAAGCUCUGGCGAUUCCGCAGGCACAACAACGAGCAGGAUUCACUCAGCCGAGAAACCCGAGGACCAGAAACUGACCACAGACACCAUAAGAGAGGAGACUCUGGAGAAUCACACCACUCUACCCCCUGAAAGCAACGUCAUUUGGCAGCAGACCUUGGAGUUAGCGAAAGAUAUGCAGAACAUGAGAAUCAGGAAAAAGACCCGCCAAAGAGUUCGACCCCUGCCCGGCUCCUUUUACCUAGCGAAGACAUCAGGGGUGAGCAGAGUUUCCCUAAAAGAGGCUGUAGGACACAAGUGUCCUGAGCUACACACAGAAGAACAGCUUUAUCAGCAUGGUGUACCCUUCAAAGUGUCCCAGAUCACCAGCGAGAAUGCAGAGUCGUUCCAGUUCAGCUGUGAUGAGUUUUUCAAACGCGAGGUUCUCCGAGAGAACGGAGGGGUCCAGCUGGCUGAUGGUGGGUGGCUGAUUCCAGAUAACAGGGGAAUGCUGGGUAAAGAUGAGUUUUACAGAGCCUUGUGUGACACUCCUGGGGUCGAUCCCAAACUGAUAAGUGAAGCUUGGGUGUAUAACCACUAUCGUUGGGUCGUGUGGAAACGAGCGUCCAUGGAAAGAGCCUUCUCGGAAGUGAUGGGUGGUCGGUGUCUCACUCCAGAGCAGGUGCUCCUUCAGCUGAAACUCAGGUACGAUGUCGAGGUGGACCACAGUCGAAGAUCGGCCCUGAAGAAGAUCAUGGAGAGAGACGACACCCCAGCCAAGACCAUGGUGCUCUGCGUGUGUGGAAUUGCCAAACGUGACGAUAAUCCAGUCAGGACAGAGGGGGCCGUGGAUGCCACAGAUCAGAAGUCAGAGUCUCCUGUUGCCAUCCUGUGGCUAACCGACGGCUGGUAUCAAAUCAAAGCUCUGCUGGACCUUCCUCUGACCACCAUGCUGCGAAAGGGCCGUCUCAGAGCGGGCACGAAACUUGUGAUCCAUGGUGCCGAGUUGAUCGGCUCUCAGGACGCUUGUCCUCCUUUAGAGGCUCCCGAUUCACUCAUGCUCAAGAUUUCAGCCAACAGUACUAGACGAGCCCGCUGGGACACCAAGCUUGGCUUCCAUAAAGACCCUCGACCCUUCCCACUUCUACUUUCCUCAGUCUUUGCUACCGGAGGAGCGGUGAGCUGUGUGGACAUCGUCGUGUUGCGGAGCUACCCAACACAGUGGAUGGAGAAGAAGCCAGGUUCGGUGUUUGUGUUUCGCAACGAGCGAGCUGAAGACAGAGAGGCAGCACGCUAUAACAGCACCAAACAAAAGACCAUGGAGCUUCUGUUCUCCAAAAUACAAGCCCAGAUUGAGAAAGAAGAAGAAGAAAAGAAGAAUGGCAAGAGAAGCAGAACAUUUAGUCUUAAUGAGAUUAAGAGCCUGCAGGAAGGGGAGGAGCUUCAUGAUGCACUUGAGAGCGAUCCAGCGCUCGUGGAGGCGCAUCUAAGCACACAGCAGGUGAAGGCCGUAAGCAGCUACAGACGAGAGUUAACUGAAAAGAAGAGGGCGGAGCUACAGGACCGGGUGCACAAGGCUGUACAGGAGGUCGAAGGGGGCUGCGCUCCGCGAGACGUUACUCCUGUCUGGAAACUCUCCAUCGCCGACUCUAACGAUUUGCACAGCAGCCGCGUAUACACACUGAAUAUCUGGAGACCCUCUGUGGAGUUGCGCUCCUUAUUAAGAGAGGGCUGCAGGUACAAGGCUUAUCAUCUGGCCACAUCAGCGAGCAAGAAACGCUCAGACAUUUCCAACAUCCAGUUUACGGCCACCAAGAAAACACAGUUUCAGGACAUUGAGGUUUGUCCAGAAUGGUUAAGUCUACAUUUUCCUGCAAGACAAUCAGUAAAAUUCAGAGAUCUUAAGAGCCCUGGAUUCAGCUCUCCAUGUGGAGAAGUGGACAUUGUGGGAUACGUAAUCUCCAUCUUGGAAAAACAAGGUCCGUCUCCUGUGCUAUAUAUUGUGGAUGAAAAAUUUGAUUUCAUCUCCGUGAGGAUCUGCAGCAGCCUGGCUGUUCUCGCUCUGGAGGACGUGGUAAAGCCAUUAGCUCUCCUGGCUGUGAGCAACCUGCAGCUCCGACAGCAGUCUGGCCCGGUCCCCGGCCUUUAUGCUGGAGAACAAGCAUUAUUUUCGACAAGCCCCAAAGAAGCACACUUACUGGAAGAUAUUUCUCGACUAAAGAAGUUUGUUGAGGAUUAUGAGCAUUUCUUCAUAGCUGCAGAAGAGAAGCUUUCCAACCUGAUUCCAACUUUUUUCUUGAACUCUUGUGAGUCCCCGAGAACUCCAGGUUUAACGUCUGCGCCAAAACCGAACGACAGAAAUAAUGUAACGCCUCAUCAGACAAGUCGACUUUUCUCCCCUUUCACCCCAGUGACCAAACAGACUCCUGUACCAACCGGAAACUCGGACACUAAGGACCCUAGGAGUGUGAAAAGGAAGCGUGGUAUGGAGUACCUGACACGCCUCCAAAACCCGGCGCCCCUCGUUCCUCUAGGAAUGGUCCGUUCUCCCAGAGUCAGUAAGACGUUUAACCCUCCCAGGAGGCGCGAGGCGCCUCAUAAUCCCCAGGCAGAACGAACGAACACUAAUACUACUAGGUAGCCGACACGAUGUAUGGUAAGAUUUCCAGUCCAGCUUUUAGACCAAAGCACCAGAACAAUAAAGGAAUGAAAAGGAGGAACCUGUGCUUUAUAAGUCCAUAUGAUGUCCAUAUAUUUCUGCGGAGUACUGUGUAGUGCUACUGAGAUGACUUGAACUUUUUUUGCACAAGAGAUGCUCUCUGUAAUCUUAUUACUGUUUGUGGUUUUACAAGUUUCUAAAAAAAAGAAAAAAGACGAAUAAAUGUUUAUUUAUUUAUUUUAAAAU